Molecule: messenger RNA, 1290 nt
Organism: Paecilomyces variotii
Lineage: Eukaryota; Fungi; Ascomycota; Eurotiomycetes; Eurotiales; Thermoascaceae
Product: S-adenosyl-L-methionine-dependent methyltransferase
Exons: 2
Coding region: 71-1048 (325 amino acids)
Molecular function (GO): methyltransferase activity
Source: RefSeq, a predicted model, not a curated record
GUUCUCUUACCUAACAAACUGCUGGUAUCUAUUCGUGCUCACAAACAAAUCACCACAACGAGCCAUAAACAUGACAUCACAAGCCGCAAUAAUUGAAGUUGAUGAUGGACGUGAGAAUGAUUCUGCAAUCGGUGAUAGCGACAUUUCGUCGUGCACUACAUCCAUCGCAUCAAGCGUCUUAAACUAUGUCUACGAGAAUGGUCGCCGCUACCAUAGCUUUCGAGAAGGACAAUACCUAUUUCCCAAUGACGAGACUGAACAAGACCGGCUGGACAUGCUUCACCAUAUCUUUCGACUCAUGUUGGGGGGUGAACUUUACAAGGCUCCGCUACCUACAUCCCCGCGACGGAUUUUGGACUAUGGGACAGGUACAGGAAUCUACGCGAUAGAUCUUGCCGAUACAUUCCCUAGUGCGGAAGUCAUAGGAAUAGAUCUCAGUCCAAUCCAACCACAGUUCGUCCCUCCGAAUUGCAAAUUUAUCGUCGACGAUGUCGAAGCAGACUGGACGUAUUCCGAGAAAUUCGACUACAUUCACCAGCGAAACAUGGUAGGCAGCAUCUCAGAUUGGGAUGAGCUCUUUCAGCAGGCAUACAAGUGGACAAAUCCAGGUGGAUAUAUUGAACUGCAGGAGUUCCGAGUCUGGUUUCAUUCGCAGAAUGAUAGCCUCCCGGAAGCUUCUAGUAUCAACCGUUGGCAGCGCAUCUUGCUGGAUGGAACCAAGUCUUUGGGAAUGCCCAUCAACAUCAUUGAAGAAUUAGGAGAUAAAUUAAAGGCGGCUGGGUAUACAGACCUCCAUGAACAUGUGUUGAGAAUCCCCAUAGGAGCUUGGCCCAAGAACAAGUCCCUCAAGGAAAUAGGCACUUUCAUGCAAGCCCAUGCAAUAGAGUCUGUGGAACCGCUGACGCUGGCUCUAUUUACUCGACAUCUGGGGUGGACGGAAAUGGAGUCUCGUAUUUUCAUCAAGAAGGUUUGUGAUGAAUUCAAAGAUACAAAGAAGCAGUUUUAUGUACAUGCUCAUUUUAUCUAUGCACAAAAGCCGACUGCUUGAGGACUCGAAGAUGUUUCCUUUGUGCUGUGAUUCUCCCGGUGAAUAUUUCUCAAAUCUGCCCGCUAUUCUCAACAUUUAUUGCCAUUUUCAGCGUUUUGGGCGUUCUGAGCGCUAAAAAAUAUCUAAUACCACUCCCAAGUUAUCCACAGAAAGCGUGAGUGAGAGCGUGGAGGUAGAUUGGUGACGAAUUCAGAGUUAUUGUAGCGAACUAAGUAGUCUGGCUUGUUCCCAUAAUAUCGGGG